Biomphalaria glabrata is the source of this 1118-nucleotide messenger RNA. RefSeq names its product protein ILRUN-like. NCBI's taxonomy places the organism in Eukaryota, Metazoa, Mollusca, Gastropoda, Planorbidae. The record is from RefSeq and is a predicted model, not a curated record. The transcript is spliced from 5 exons. The coding region runs from base 178 to 951 and encodes 257 amino acids. Gene Ontology annotation, molecular function: ubiquitin binding. Gene Ontology annotation, biological process: macroautophagy. Gene Ontology annotation, cellular component: phagophore assembly site.
ACAACUUCCGGUCCAAUGAAAGAACGCUCCAUUACCAUAGAUUUCUCUAAGCGACGUAGAAUUAGAACUAGAGUCUAGAUCUAGACAUAACUUAAUUCGUUGUUAUUUGACGUCCAUAUCUAAAUCUGGUUCAAAUCUGAGAAUUUCAAUGGAUAUCUCAGAUGGGGCUUUUUAAACAUGGAUGUCGACAUAGAUGAUUUCGAUGGGAAGCUGCUGGAUCAGUUUCGGUCCUUGGGCACCACCGAUCGCGAUGUUCUCAUCGCUCAGUUUCAGUCCCUUCUAGGCAACAAGCUGAACCGUGAAUCAUGUGCAUUCUUUUUGGACAUGAAUAAUUGGAACCUGCAAAAUGCAGUGUGCUCCUACUAUGAUUUUGAGCAGCCAUCCAAUUCCUUACCUCGUAUGUCAUUUGUGGCUGAUGUGACAGUUGGUGAUGGAGAAGCAGUGGCUCCAAACACAAUUUUCUUCAAAACCUGGAGGAUCAAAAAUUCAGGUAUCGACCGCUGGCCUCCGGGAUGUCAUCUACGAUUCUGUAAUGGAGAUAAUCUAAGCAUGAUUGAAAGGCGAAUGGUUGAUGCAUUGGGUCCUGGCCAGACUGUAGAUAUAGAUGUAGAGAUGAAAUCACCAUCUAGAGUUGGGAUGUAUCAAAGUCAGUGGAAGAUGUGCACAGCAACAGGGAUGUAUUUUGGUGAUGUAAUUUAUGUUGAAACAAAUGUGGCUGAAGGUGGACUUUUAGGAAUCACCCAGCAGUUGGCAAGAAUUGGACAACAAAAUCAUUCUAACAGCAAUAACAUUAUGUUCCAGUCAUCUGAUGCAAGUCAAAAUGUUCUCUCCCUUGAUUCCAGACACCACCAGAUUAUUCCAUUUACUGGUAUCUCGUUUAAUACUAAUUCAGGAUCCAGCGCUGAUCUCAGCUCAUCAUCUACUAAUGAGGACGAUCUGGAUAUGUCCUAGCAGUAACUCCCCCUGGUGAAUGAAUGUUAUGUGUAGAAGGAAGAAAACGAACCCAUUCUGAUGCCAGAAAACACCUUUGGGUCGUGAUGUACAUACAGUUUGUACUAAUAACAUUGUUUAAACAGAUAUGUCAAGUGCUCAGAGUAAAGGGCUUCUUCAGUGCAAAA